AAGGUGGAAAUAAUAGCUUUAACCUAUCUUUGCAUAAUAUAAAAGUCAACAUUGUGAAACAUUUUGAAUAUAAUUUUGAAUAAAACCUCAGGACAUAAAAAGAUUAGUUAUGGCUGUCCAACAGAAUUCUGAUGACCUAACAGAACCUUGUCCUAAACAUGGCAAGGAAGUCAUAAAAUUCUUCUGCAAUGACCAUCAAGUUAUACUCUGUCGUAUAUGUGUUUCCCUUAAACACAACGGUACUUGUAAAGUCAACUACAUACCAGAUAUUUCUGAGCAGGUCAUCAACAGCAAAGAAUAUCAAGACAUGCUGAAAGCCAUGGAGACUGCAUCCGACCAAUUUUAUAAGAGAACAGAAGACAUAAAGAAAAUGACAGCAAAAUCUGAUAGUUCCUUGACGGAAGUAUUGGCAGAUAUCAAGAAGUUCCGACAAGAAGUCAAUCACUGGUUGGAUGAAUUGGAGAAAGCAGUUGAAGAUGAGGCCAUUGCAAUUCAAGAACAGAAUGAAAAGAAUAUAAAGACAGUUGAAAGGGCAUGGAACGAUAUUUCCCAAUCUAUGAUGACAUCAUUUAAUUCUAUCCAAUACCUUAACACAUCUAAACAAGCCGACAAACUCUUCAUGGAACUCAAACUUGCAAACCAAAUGAUUGAAGAAACCAAGAGAAGCUUUCUUGAUCAAACAGAUUUUGAUUUAAGUCAGUUCAGCUUUAAGCCAAGCAAUACACUAUCAAGCCUGCUCAAAGAAGAAAAGUCGCUGGGUGAAAUAUCCGGCAAAAAUUUAAACAAAAAAGGUUUUCAAAACACUGCCCAGAUAAAAUCCAGACAUGCUUCACAUCAGGGAGAAAUCUGUGUGAAAACAUCUAAAGAUAAAUAUGCAUGCUGUAUAACUGGGAUGACUGUCUUUACUCCUGAUAUUCUUAUCAUCACUGAUGAAACAAAUAACGCUGUCAAACUGGUAGAUACCACAAGUCAAUCUGUCACUGAUCAAGUACACCUGGAGGAUCCGCCACAUGAUAUCACCAUGGUAACAGGUGCAGAACUUGCUGUCACACUGCCAGCAAUACAAACUAUUCAAUUUUUAUCAGUCUCUAAGAACAAACUGCAGAUGAAGCACAAUUUGAAGGUUGAUGGGAAAUGUCACGGUAUAAGCUGUUACCAAGGUAAACUGGUUGUGUCAUUCUGCAAUCCAGCUAAGUUCAUGAUUCUUGAUAGAAAUGGAACCGUACUGAAAACACUUCAGGAAGAAUCUAUUCUUAGCCAUCCUGUUUAUGUCAAAGCCAAUGAAAGUUCUAUCUAUGUGUCUGAUAGCAAAAUGAGAUCAGUUACAAGAUUUAACUGGCAAGGUGAGGUGACUGGUAGCUAUGGUGAUUUGGGUGAACCUAGAGGUAUGGCACUGUCAGACGAUGGUACUGUCUAUGCCUGUGACUGGCAGGGAGAUGAUUUAGUGGAGAUAUCAGAAGACUGUUUAACGGGAAAGGUUAUAAAGCAACAUCACAUGGGUCUAGAAGCUAUUUGCUCAUGCCCCGAGACAAGUACUGUAUACCUAAGCUGCUCCUCUGAUGAUGAAAGUUAUAACAACUUUCUUCAAGUCUACAAGCUGGAUUAGAUUCAUUAUUUUGGAAUAUUUGAUGAAGGAAAUGAACUUAUAAAUAAAUCAACAUCUAUUUAAUUUCAUAUAUAGACAUACAUCAUUAGAUAGAAAGAAGUUGUACCUUUUUUGCAUUUAACUAUUAAAUUUAGUAGGCGUACAUGUCUAUCACUUCUUUUCAUUCUGUUGAUUACUACUGAGCAUUAAAUUCUAUUUUGUGAACAUGUUUGUAAAUGGCGUUGCUCAAUUUGUCUAGUAGAAAUAGUUAACAUAUGUGAGAUAUUUUUUCUUGUAUAUUCUACCAUCU
This is a messenger RNA of Ruditapes philippinarum (Manila clam), 1895 nucleotides long. RefSeq lists its product as uncharacterized. The record is from RefSeq and is a predicted model, not a curated record. The coding region runs from base 110 to 1606 and encodes 498 amino acids. NCBI's taxonomy places the organism in Eukaryota, Metazoa, Mollusca, Bivalvia, Venerida, Veneridae. Gene Ontology annotation, molecular function: zinc ion binding. The transcript is spliced from 2 exons.